Amphibalanus amphitrite is the source of this 1374-nucleotide messenger RNA. Its product is annotated as calcium uniporter protein, mitochondrial-like. Gene Ontology annotation, molecular function: uniporter activity; calcium channel activity. The record is from RefSeq and is a predicted model, not a curated record. The transcript is spliced from 10 exons. Gene Ontology annotation, biological process: calcium import into the mitochondrion; mitochondrial calcium ion homeostasis. Lineage: Eukaryota; Metazoa; Arthropoda; Thecostraca; Balanomorpha; Balanidae. The annotation marks the transcript as partial. Gene Ontology annotation, cellular component: mitochondrial inner membrane; uniplex complex.
CUGGAGCUGGAGAGUGAGGGUGUCGUGAAAAAUUGAUCAGCGGUGACUGCUGUGGUGUUGGUGUGUUGUGGUUCAGGUUCCUUAUUAUGAACUUGAUCAUAGACUUGUUGUGAACGUUGACCCUGUAUUCAUUGUGUUUUUAUUGUUGAAACAGCACAAGCUUGGAGGCUUGUGCGACGCGCCUGGCGAUCGAGGACCAAAGUUGAAGUGAGAGGUGUUUUUGAAAGUCUCGAAGCUAAUGUGAGCGGUGACGGACAUCUUUUAAAGAAUUUCCAAAGAUCAGAGUCCGGUGAUACACGUUUGUGCGUCAGCUCCCUUGUGUGCCAUAGAACAACAAGAAUAAGGAUGUCUGGAAUCCAGCAAGUCUGCAGAUUGCUGUCCAGGCAGAGCAUGACCAAAAUCGCCUUCACAGGAAAGGUGUCCGGCCCCCUGCAGUGUGUCCGCCUGCUCAGCUCUCAGCCCGGCGGCCCGGGCGCUCUGCCCACGGAGCCCACGGUGGGCCCGCCGCCCGAUCAGCUGGACACCACCCCGGUCAAACGCUCCAUCUCGCCCUCACUGGCCGAAGACGGAUUUUUGAUACGUGUGGAGGUGGCCUACUCGCGCGGCCUACCGCAGAUCACCGUGCCGCUGCCGUCCCGGCGGGAAAAGUGCCGCUUCACCCUGAAACCCAUCAGUAACACGGUGGGCGACUUUAUCGACCAGCUGCACACUGAGGAUCGCGGCAUCGACCGCGUGGUGCUGCGGACACUGCGCGGGACGCGGAUCGCCACCAGCGACAGCAUCGAGGCGCUGAUGGAGGAGGACUUUGAGCUCAUCAUCAACGACGACGUCUACCACGUCAAGACGCCAGAGCUGGAGCGGCCCUCGCAGGAGGAGCUCACCACGCUCUCCAACGUGCGGAACCUGGUGUCGCAGCUGUACGAGGCGCUCAACGUGGAGGAGCACCAGCUGAAAAAGGAGCGCGAGAUCCUGGCCAAGCUGGAGGACCUCAAGGUGCAGCUGGCGCCCAUGGAGAAGAAGAAGAAGGAGCUGGAGGAGGCGUGCCACCGGCGGACCAACCUGCAGACCUGGCUGGGCCUCGGCCUGAUGGGCGUCCAGUUCGGGAUCCUGGCGCGGCUGACCUGGUGGGAGUACUCGUGGGACAUCAUGGAGCCCGUCACCUACUUCGUCACCUACGGCACCGCCAUGGCCGCCUACGGCUAUUUCGUCAUCACCAAACAGGACUACGUGCUUCCCGACGUCAAGGACCGCUCCUUCUUGCUCUCCUUCUACAAGAAGAGCCGCAAGUCCGGUCUGGACGUACAGGCCUACAACGAGCUGCGGGACUCCAUCUACCGGCUGGAGCAGGACCUGCGGCGGCUGCGGGACCCACUG